UGACCUCCUUCACCAAAUAUUGGCACUGAGGAAUGAGGAAAAUAUGAAACUUAAAGAGUACUGCCUGUUUUAUGACCACCUACUUGGUUUUAGUUGGUGGACGGUUACUGCUAACGCUGCUAUCAUCGCAGCGAUGCUAAUGCUUAAGCUGAUGGAAGUUGAGGUUGUAUAAUAAGGAGCAACAGAAGUACUGAGAUACAAGCUUUGUCCUGACUGCAAGGUAAGAACCACAUUGGUACAUAAAUGCAAACAAAAACAAUUUAACACGGUAAGUGCCACCACAUCCCAUGCUACUAAUACUGUUAUGGAUGGAUUCUCUGUGACUCUUUAGAAUGGGGGACACAUUUAUAUGCGAAUUACGUGCUUAUUAACACAUUAAUAAUUCAGUAAUUCUGUUAUUGUUUAUUGUUGUUAUUGAACUUGACACAAACUGGUACAUUAUAGCGAUUAAUUGGAGGCUAAUAUGUUGCUAGUAGUGUCCAUGUAUAAAUAAGCAAUAUAUCUUCUCUACAACCGAAUUUACGUACUACUGCUUAUUAUUUCUUCUUCUAUACAUUCACUUUUAAGACUAUCAACACAACGGCUACAUUUUCCACUGCUACCACUAGUAUUAGUGUCAGUACAAAUAGUAAAUAAAUAAAUACUUUUGAAUGUACAAAUUACUACUGUUCUACGGCUUUGAAUAGUUUAACUACUAAUACCUUCAUGAAGCAAGUCAUUGUGCUAGUACUCCUAAUAUUAGUACCUACUACUGCUGCCAGCUGUUCAUGGAUAUUAUUUAUUUAUUUAUUUAUAUUAUUUAUUCUUCUGUACCUGAACUUUUAAGACUUUCAACACAAGUGCUACAUUUUCCUCUGCUACCGCUAGUGUUAGCGUCAGCAAAAAUAAUAAAUAAAUAAAUACUUUUGAAUAUACAAAUUACUACUGUUCUACGGCUUUGAAUAUUUUUACUACUAAUACCUUCAUGAAACAAGUUAUCGUGCUAGUACUCCUAAUAUUUGUACCGUUACCUUUUGGUAACUCUAGUUACUGAUAGUAUAGUUACAUGACUACACACUAGAACUAGUUGUCAAAUACCACAUUCUUCCUUUACUAGUUGUUAUACUUCUAGAGUUAUAACCACAUCUCAUUCAUCAAUUAUUUCCUCUUGUUAUUGCUUCUCUGUCUGUCACUACUACUAAAGCAGUGACUUGGACAGUACAGUUACUGCUACAGUAGCACUACACAUUUUUAUUCUUACUGCUAUCAUUUUCUACGUAAUUGCAUACUUUUCCACUUGUUUCCUCUUCUGGUUCCUCUGUCAUUACAAGGUUCACUUUCACCCUCUUACUACUUUAUAUGAAUUGCUUUACUAUCAUUAGUAAUCUCACAGCAAUGUACCAUAGCUCUUCUUGUUUAUGUAUUUUUAAAAAAAAGUUAUGUUAUGUAGUAUGUUUACCAGUGUUACUACUACAGCUUCACUACUGCCUUUGUUUUCUGCUCAUUUCCUGAAGCUGUUACUGCGACUAACAUAACUUUAGUUUGCAGGGAUGUCCAUUGCAUAACAGCGUGUCUCUGACAGCAGAGCUCUUAUUUAUGUUCUGGUGCUUUAUGAAAACGCAUCUCUGGGUGAAACUCCAAACACUACUCUGCUAAUGAAUCGUCAUUCCAAUAAGGUAAAUUAUUCCAUUGAUCGAGGGGCAAUGCGGCUUCAGUUGAUGGAUGGAAUCCCCGGCUCAGUCGGUCUCUGAGGCAGAGAUCCAUCUUCCUCCUGGUGCGUCACCAGUGAAUGUCGUCGUUCCUGCUGGUGCCCCCCACUCCACCCCACCCCACCCCACCCCCUCCCACCUCCCGCUCACUUGAUAUUCGGACCUAAAACGGCGUGUUGAUCGAGAUCAGUCCUUGACGGUCCUCAGCAGCCUGAAGGAGAGAGAGCGACAGUGUGUGUUUUGUGCGUCCGCGAGUGAGUGUGUGCGCGCGUGUCAAACCACAUCCAGGACACACCGCUUUUCCGUCUCUGGGAAGCGCGAGGUGGUUUGAAAUAAACUCACCUAAAAGUACAAAGAGAGUCUCGGAGCAAUGACGCGGACUCUGGAUGUUGCGCUGACCCUCGUGCUCCUGUGCUGCCGGGGCGCCUUCGCUGGAUACGGGAUGGGGAUGUUCGCAGCCCAGACCUCUCCUCCGGACCCCUGCUACGACGAGCACGGCAACCCCCGCCGCUGCAUCCCGGACUUUGUCAACUCCGCCUUUGGGAAAGAGGUGAAAGUGUCCAGCACUUGCGGAAAGACGCCCAGUCGAUACUGCGUGGUGACCUCCACGGACAAGGUGGACGAGAGGACCAGGAACUGCCACACGUGCGAUGCUUCAGACCCAAAGAAGUACCAUCCUCCGGCGUACCUCACUGACCUCAACAACCCGCACAACCUCACCUGCUGGCAGUCCGACAACUUCAUCCAGUAUCCGCAGAACGUCACGUUGACUUUGUCCCUCGGUAAAAAGUUCGAGGUGACCUACGUGAGCCUGCAGUUCUGUUCCCCCAGACCAGAAUCCAUGGUCAUAUACAAGUCCAUGGACUACGGGAAAACGUGGGUUCCGUUCCAGUUCUACUCGACCCAGUGCAGGAAGAUGUUUAACAAGCCGAACCGGGCCGUGAUCACCAAGCAGAACGAGCAGGAGGCGGUGUGCACGGACUCCCACACCGACAUGUACCCGCUGACCGGCGGCCUGAUCGCCUUCAGCACCCUGGACGGACGGCCGUCCGCCCACGACUUCGACAACUCCCCGGUGCUGCAGGACUGGGUGACGGCCACCGACAUCAAGGUGGUCUUCAGCCGACUGCACACGUUUGGGGACGAGAACGAGGACGACUCGGAGCUGGCCCGCGACUCCUACUUCUACUCGGUGUCGGACCUGCAGGUCGGGGGCAGAUGCAAGUGUAACGGACACGCGUCGCGCUGCGUGAAGGACCGGGACGGAGGUUUGGUGUGCGAGUGCAAGCACAACACCGCAGGACCGGAGUGCGACAGGUGCAAACCGUUCCACUACGACCGUCCGUGGCAGAGAGCGACCGCCAGGGAGGCCAACGAGUGCGUGGCCUGCAACUGUAACUUGCACGCGCGCAGAUGCCGCUUCAACAUGGAGCUGUACAAGUUGUCGGGGAGGAAAAGUGGAGGUGUUUGUCUCAACUGUCGACACAACACGGCCGGUCGUCAUUGUCACUACUGCAAAGAGGGCUACUACAGAGAUCUGUCGAAGCCCAUCUCUCACAGAAAAGCCUGCAAAGCAUGUGAUUGCCAUCCCGUGGGUGCCGCUGGCAAAACCUGUAACCAAACCACAGGACAAUGUCCCUGUAAAGACGGCGUGACUGGUAUCACGUGCAACCGCUGUGCUAAAGGGUACCAGCAGAGCCGCUCGCCCAUUGCCCCCUGCAUAAAGAUUCCAGUCACUCCUCCAACAACCCCAUCCACCAGCACAGAGGAACCCUUAGACUGCGAGUCGUACUGUAAAGCCUCUAAAGGGAAGCUGAAGAUCAACAUGAAGAAGUACUGCAAGAAAGACUAUGCUGUACAGGUCCACAUCCUGAAGGCGGACAAGUCCGGCGAGUGGUGGAAGUUCACCGUCAACAUCAUCUCGGUCUACAAACAAGGCGAGAGUCGAAUCCGGCGGGGAGACCAGUUCUUGUGGGUGCGAGCCAAAGACGUGGCCUGCAAGUGCCCCAAGAUCAAGCCCGGGAAGAGGUACCUGCUGCUGGGGAACGACGAGGACUCCCCGGGUCAGAGCGGCGUCGUGGCCGACAAAGGCAGCCUGGUCAUCCAGUGGAGGGACACGUGGGCGCGGCGGCUCAGGAAGUUCCAGCAGCGGGAAAAGAAAGGCAAGUGCAAGAAGCCGUAGACGGACGCGGGAGGACGUCGGGGGAGAAUCCAGAGAAAGGCUGAGCGGGUCAAAUAAGAAUAUAAAUGAAAGAGACAAAAACAUUUAGACUGAAACUGUCCAUGUCGCUGCUUAUUUGUGUAGUAGCAUGAAGAGAAUCCUUUGUGUUUCCAGUGAACUUUGGUCGGAGCUCACUCUACAGAUUUGGUUUACGGUCUCUGAUAUCCGUCUCUUGUGGAUUUGCCGAAUUUGCACCAGUUACCAGUAUAUAAAGUCCUCCUCAUAUCUUGUUAUGAAAGCGUCCUAUUUUAUUAUUGGUGGACACUGAGAGACACCACUUCACCUCUGCGUGGUUCUCCUGUCUGUGGUACCAGCCGGGAGCCCGCCUCCUCACCUCUAUGCUUCUGAAUCGUGCCAUAAAAACAAGAAAACAUUGUUGUGUGUUGUCGCUCGUGGGUUCUCACGUUGCUGCGCGGCUACAUCUGCGCGUAGAUACAACAAACAAGCUCUGACUUCAGAAUAUCGCUAACCAAGGGUUGUUUAUCUUAUUAACUGAGGUUUGAACUAAACUCUCUAGUAAGUCUCCUUAGAUUCGUCGACAUAUUUACACCAGGUGAGAUAAAAGACACAAAGGUCUGACAACAUUAAACAGGUAAUAACAGAAAUAAUUCAAAAGUAUUGUUUAUUUAUAUCAGAUUUCAGAUGAAAAAGAGCCCUUCUUUUAUAACAUGGAUUUUUUCUGACCUACACUAACCAGCUUGAAAGCAUUUGUUUGGUGAUUUUCAUUUAGUUUUGGACACAAAGCAGCAGCCACACCCAAAUCUAGUGUUUUCCAUGUCCAGUCUACAAUCGUUUCAAAUGACACAGCUUUAUAUAUGCAUAUCUAAAAGCAAUGUCAAUUUUAUAUAUCCCAUUUUCUCAUCCCAUCAUCAUCACUGAUCUUUAUCUACGUUGUGGUUCCUGUUUAUGGACUAAAAAAGGUGGAAUUUUCCAUUCAGAUAACAACAGUCGAUGUCAUUUAAAUCUGACUGGUGCUGCUCCAUAACACACGCUUCUGCUCCCGCCAAAAAUAUACCAUGCCAUUCCAGAAGGUGUGCAUGUGACGUUAGCAGUAGUGAUGGGCUGGUGAGGCUUCGUGAAACAGCGUCUGCAUCUAGAGCCCCCUAGAUGGCGCUCUCUGCUCUAAAAUGUUUCACUUUAAACAACCUUACACCCUUUAGCGCCACCUUCUGAGCUCCGACACUGCUUCAUGAAGCACAAUGUUGAGGCAUCAAAUCAAAAUAUGAUAGUGUUCUUUCAAAUAUUUUCAAAUAUACACGAAAACAAUGUGUUUAUCACCAUCGCAUCAAUGAGUGAAGACACUUCCUUGUGUUGACACAAACCCUUCACAUGAACUGUCUAUGUUCGUGCCACUGUGAUAUGUUCCAUUACGGGCGGAUAAACAGCAUUUUGUAGUGUCCCAAUCCUGUAAUCCUGUUGUCUCUUUCCAAACAUGACAUCUUCUGUUUAGAUUCUGCGACAUUUGGCUCCUGAAUCUUAGUAAAUCACCAGCGGAAGAAGAAACUUUGUGAUAUUUAUUGCGUGAAAACAGAGAGUAGUGACCAUACAGUCCCACGAGUGAAAAAUGAAACAACAAUGAAAAGGAGACAUGAGUUGGGCUUCUUUAGGUAUCAUGGGGAUCAAGGGUUUUAUGUACUGGAGUUUAAAGCGCAGUCAUUCUAUGAAGUGAAGCUAGAGAGGAAUAAAGAAAGUUAAAUUCAGGAGGCGAUAUUUUUUUAAAGAUAUGAGAACGAAUCUAUACAUUUUUACGUAGAAAAAAAAGUAGUUCAUAGUUGUGAAACAAAAAAAGAAAACAAUAUUAAAAUUAAGUUUUACAAAAGGAGGAAAAUAAUAACGGAGCGACAGAUUCUUUUCAGACCACCAACUUUUUGGAAAGACAAUUAUGGUAUUUCAACCGGAGGACACUGCUGUUCACCUGCCACCCUCAUUCGUCACGCUGCGGGACAAAUGUGGGAAAUGGCAAUGACUGGAGGCCGCCAUGAUUCAAACCACAUUUCCCAAUUAUUUGAUGCAGUUUGCUUCUUUGUGUGGUCGCACGAUGCUUCGAACCUGGUCGAUCAUGAGCCCGUGGAGCGCCUCAUUUGAUGGAGAACAUCAGUCUUCCACUCCACAACACACACACACACACACACACACACCUGACAAAACCUUCCUUUGUGUUCAUGCUAUGAAUUGUAAAUGUUUAGCUGUCACUCAAACAUUUGACUUUUUGCGAUGUUGUUUUACGAGGUGUACUAAUAUAUUACAGUUAUUUCAUAUGAAUAUAUUUAAUGACACGAGACAUUGUGGAUUUUAUUGUCUUUCUCAAUGUUUUUUUUUUUAUUUGUACAUGUUUGUGGUUGUUUAGAUUGUUGCCAUUUAAUAAAAAAGAAGUAAUAACUACUGAACAAACCAACAUGGUAGAACUUAAUACAGAUUUUAGU
Messenger RNA from Synchiropus splendidus (mandarinfish), 6332 nucleotides. RefSeq names its product netrin-1. The transcript has 7 exons. Gene Ontology annotation, molecular function: protein binding. Bases 2059 to 3870 code for a protein of 603 amino acids. The record is from RefSeq and is a predicted model, not a curated record. Lineage: Eukaryota; Metazoa; Chordata; Actinopteri; Syngnathiformes; Callionymidae.